AUGGCAGGGACGAACGACUACUACGACAUCGACGCAAUCCUAACAGACCACCAAAAAAUCCCCUCCACCUUCAACUUCGAAAUCCCAGGCCUCGGCUACCUCGAAUCCCCCACCGACCCCAACCAACCCCUCCUAGCCGGCACAAAACUCGACCUCCCCCUCUGGCUCUCCGAACUCCUCGCCAUCCAACAAUUCACCGACCUCCACCUUCCACCCCCCUUCUCCUCCCGCGUCCGCAACGCCCUCAAGGCCGAUCCCAAAAGCGUAGAUUUACGGGCGUGGAGUCCGCAUUUCUAUGGUGUUGGUGUUCGGUUGUUGGGGGUUGUUAGGGAUGAGGAGUUGGUGCAGGUGCUGGAGGCGACGUGGAGGGAGAGGGUUGCGGUUGUUGCUGAUCAUGCGCAAAAUCCGACGGGGGCUAUGGAGGAGGGUGCGGUGUUUUUGAGCGGGUUGGAUGAGAUGGAGAGGCAGUUGUUCAGGAUCGUACAUGAUAGCGCAAAAGCUAUGAAACAAUGGCAGGAUCAGGGCAAGAAGAGCAGCUGAAUAUGAUACGGAGAUCGUACGGGCAUGGAGUUUUGCGGCGUUUUGCAUCUUGGACAUACCCAGCGGAAGUUACGGAGCAUCAAGAUCGAGUAAUAAAUAAUCGUCAUAUCAGAUAAAUCCUACACUAUCCAUCCGUAUAUAUUACAACCGAAGUAGACCGG
Molecule: messenger RNA, 701 nt
Organism: Saitoella complicata NRRL Y-17804
Lineage: Eukaryota; Fungi; Ascomycota; Saitoellomycetes; Saitoellales; Saitoellaceae
Product: GINS complex subunit Psf3
Exons: 3
Coding region: 1-540 (179 amino acids)
Biological process (GO): mitotic DNA replication initiation
Cellular component (GO): GINS complex
Source: RefSeq, a predicted model, not a curated record